This is a messenger RNA of Phacochoerus africanus (Common warthog), 3604 nucleotides long. Its product is annotated as zinc finger protein 350-like. The coding region runs from base 791 to 2374 and encodes 527 amino acids. Gene Ontology annotation, molecular function: RNA polymerase II cis-regulatory region sequence-specific DNA binding; DNA-binding transcription repressor activity, RNA polymerase II-specific. The transcript is spliced from 5 exons. Lineage: Eukaryota; Metazoa; Chordata; Mammalia; Artiodactyla; Suidae. The record is from RefSeq and is a predicted model, not a curated record. Gene Ontology annotation, biological process: negative regulation of transcription by RNA polymerase II.
ACUUCAUUGCCAAAUUUCACCAGGACUUAAAGUCACAAGCGUUUUUUCACGCGGUCUGGUCGCUGCUUUUACAACUUGUGUCGGCUCCUGCAAACUUCGAUGACUGGCAGCGGGGUUGGGGCUGCUCUCUGCCGUACGGAACUGUACUUCCUGUAAGAUGGCCGCCUCCAUGAUGCUUUCCCAUCAUCGCGCGCGGGCGCCGCCAUCUCUCCGUUUUGUCCAAAAGACGAAACGGACUCCAGCCUGCGCCGCCACGGCCUUGGAUAGAGUCCAGCCUUUAAAAGAUCAUUCAUCAAAGUGCUGCUGAUCAACAAUGAGGAGGGAAAGGCGAGGAGAUGGCCAAAAGUGAUUUCAACUCCUGUUCCGAGCCGUAGCCUCCGUAGGUACCGCUUCCGCCACGAUCGCUGAGAUGGGCGUGGUCACGUUACGUCAUAGAGGUGGGCGCGAGGCCCGAACUCCAGCGCCCCGAAACCGUCGGAGGACGGACUGGACCAGAAGCGUCCCUAGCGACAGGGAGAGAGGGGGCUUGGGCGCCACAGCACAGGAAAUCAUUUGGCAUGGGAAUCAUUUUGGAAGCGAUUUCAGUCUUUGGUAGCUGCCCAGAGUCUUGAGAAUCCCAGCAUCAGGAUCAAGUGAACUAAGGGGAAGACAGUUCUGGGACCAGGAGAGCACACUUCAGGGGAUACCAUUAACUCGAGAUGUGAGAUCUAUGACCCAGAAUUUGAGUGACGGUCUAGAAGAAUAAUAUAACAGAUCCCAGUUCUGAGCAGUUUUCUAAGAACAGAAGAAAAUGACCCAGGUCCAGGGAUUGUUAUUAUUUGAGGACGUGGCUGUGGAGUUCACCUGGGAGGAGUGGAGGCUACUAGACCCUGCUCAGAAGGACCUGUACCAGGACGUGAUGCUGGAGAACUACAGCAACCUUGUGGCUGUGGGGUAUCAAAGCACCAAACCCAUUGAAAUCUUCAAAUUGAAGCAAGGAGACAAACCAUGGAUAGAAAAGGAAAGUAUCCAUGGUCAGAACUUUCCAGAAGUUGGAGAAGUUGGUGACGCUAUGCAUUGGUCCUUGGAAAUCCAAAACAAGCAUAAAAAUGUGGAAAGAGGCCAUGAACAUAGUUCAUCAGGAAAUAUUUUUCACCUGCACGGAAAUCUUGUUACUUUAAGGCAAAGCCAUGAUAAGUUUGACAUACUGAACUCUAAUUUAGAUUUAGUUAACCAGAAUAAAAACUGUGUAGCAAAGAAGCCUGAUAAGCUUAAUAGAUACGAGAAAUCAUUUCUUCGUACUAAGCAUGAAAAACAUUACACUGGAAUUAAAUGCAGUAAAUAUGGAAACACCAUCUGCACCAAUCCAAGACGCAAUAUACAUCAAACUGAAAGAGGAAAGAAAUACCAGGAAUGUACUGACUGUGGCAAAACCUUCAUCAAAAAAUCUCAACUCACUGUACAUCAGAGAACUCAUACAGGAGAAAAACCGUAUAAAUGCCUUAAAUGUGGUAAAGCCUUCUGUAGGAAAGCAGAGCUCAAUAUACAUAUGCAAGUUGAAAGAGGAAUAAAACCCCACGGAUGCAGUGAAUGUGGGAAAGCUUUCUCCAGGAAGUCCCAGCUCCUUGUACAUCAGAAAACUCAUACAGGAGAGAAACCCUAUACAUGCAGUGAAUGUGGAAAAGGCUUCAUCCAGAAGGGUAAUUUCCUUAUACAUCAGCGAAUUCAUACUGGAGAGAAGCCCUAUGGAUGCAAUGAAUGUGGGAAAGCCUUCAGUCAUAAGCCAUGUCUCGUUGCACAUCAGGUGUUUCAUACCGGAAAUCCUCCCUAUGAAUGCAAUGAGUGUGGAAAAGCCUACUUUCAGAAGUCAAGUCUCAUUAGACAUCAAAGAGGUCAUACAGAAGAGAAACGCUAUAAAUGCAGUGUCUGUGGGAAAGGCUACUCCACGAAGUCAAUACUUAGUAGACAUCAGAGAGUCCACACAGGAGAGAAACCCCAUAGAUGCAGCAACUGUGGGAAAGCCUUCUGCCACAAGUCCUCUCUCACUAAACAUAAGAAAACUCAUAUGAAAGAAAAAUGUGUGGGUUCCGUCAAGGUGGAAAAGGAUUCCCUUGGGAAUCACAGCUCAUUAUCUCUUACAGAACCCAUACAGGAGAAAAAUUCUAUUAAACCAGAGACAGUGGAAGGGCCCUCUGUGGCAGUCCAGACAUCAUUAAACAUCAGUGGGUUCCUAGCCCAAGGGAACAUUGUCCUUGUGGGGCAGCCUGUGGCCAGAUGUGCACCCUCAGGAGAUAAUGGAGAAUUUGCACAGGAGAGAACCCUCAUAAGUGCGGUAAAUGUGGUAGUGCCUUCAGUUACCAAUUAUGUCGUAUUUUAUGUCCCAGGAAAUAUGUAGGGAAUAUUUGAUAUGUUUAGUGUGGAAAAGCCUUUUGAACCAAGUUUUAGCUUGAAAACUUUCACUGAGAGAAUGCCAAUGAAUGUAGUAAUAAUGGAGAGCUAUACCUCAUGAAAUACCAGUGGCUCUUAGUAGGUUGAAUUGUAAUGAGCUUGACUUCAGAAUCAUCAGUAAAAUGCUCCUCAGAAAUAAAUACUAGGAAGGCAGUUGUAUCAGGUCCCUGAAACCACCCUCCCAUUUGAUUAUUUUUGAAAAGCACUUGUUAAACUCAUGAAAGCUGCUCUCACAGUUCAUUAUAGUGAGAAGUUACAAAUUAAAAUUAGCAAAUGUGCACUGUGUAUAAGGCAGAACUUAGGAGAAACCAUGUACGUACUUGCAUUUGGCUCUCUCCGUGGAGUUAUAUGGACAGUGCUCCAGUCUUUCACCAGUGAUGGGACAACAUAUGGAGUUACCAAGCAGGGAAACUCACCUGUUCCUUAGUGCACAGGGUUUUUAUGGGGGGUUAGUUAUGUAGGCACAGAGAAACCACAUGGCUGAUCUUAAUGUCAAACUCCAGGCUCCUAAAGGUCAAACUGAUCCAGCAUGGCCCAGAGCCCCAGGUAAACAAAAACAUGUUCACCAGAAAUUGUAUUGCUAGCAUAAACUAUAUGGCAUGGCCCAAACCCCAGGUAUACAAAGAUACUCUUAGCAGGCAGGAUAUUUUAAGGGCUUAGAGGUUCCUUCUCCUUUGCCAGUCAUGGGUCAGAUUCUGGAAUGUGGAGGGUCUGAACACCGCAAAUCUGCUGAGUCCCUGUGGCGCAAGUUGGCAGCCAUAGCUCCUAUUGGACUCCUGGCCCUUGGGAACUUCCAUAUGUUGCAGAUUCUGCUAUAAAAAGAAGGAAGAAGAAGAAACCUGCUGAGUCAGCCCCUGAUUUACACAGCAGUGACUAGGACAAGGUUUUCGGUAACUUUAUUCCUCAUCAAGUGUCAGAAGUAAGAAAUGGCUGUGGAUACACUUAAAUGCAUAGAAUCUAGAGCACAAUGUCAGAGGGCUCACAAAGGGGAUAAGCCCGUGGUUUCAGUGGAAAUUGUAAAUCUAUCCUGAUUUUUUAUCAGAUUAACACCCUUCAUGUGUCUUUUGAUAUAGAAUGUCUUGAACUCUUUCUCAUUGCUAUGUGAAUGACUCAUAAGUCAUUUGAAGAUGGUUUAUAAAGUUCAUAUUGUACCUAUUACAUCUGAGUCAUCCAUCAC